AUAGUACGUAUACAUAUAGAGAUACAACUGCAACAUUCUUUGCACAUUGAAAAACGUAAAAUUCAACUUUCUAGCCAUUUUCUUCAAUGGAGGUUAUGAGAAUAUUCAUGGUUGCCCUUGUUUUGGCUUUGCAUGGCACUGAAACCCUGAGUAGUGUUGAUCAUGGGCCUCUAGCCGUUGACUAUUACAAAGAAAGCUGCCCCUUAGUGGAAGAUAUUGUGAGACGCAGUGUUCAAACUGCUGUGUUUAAAGAUCCUCGAAUGGCUGCCUCCCUCCUCCGCUUGCAUUUCCAUGAUUGCUUUGUCAUGGGGUGCGAUGGUUCGGUUCUUUUGGACAGUGAGGGGAGCAUAGUGAGUGAAAAGGGAGCUGGGCCAAACGUGAACUCCCUGCGUGGAUUUGAGGUGAUUGAUGAGAUAAAGUAUCUCUUGGAAGAAGCCUGUCCUUACACUGUUUCAUGUGCUGAUAUUCUUGCCAUUGCUGCUCGUGAUGCUGUUGUCCUGGGAGGUGGGCCAGGAUGGGAUGUGUCGCUAGGCAGAAGAGAUUCAAUGAAAGCAAGCUUCAGUGGUGCGAACCAGUUAAUCCCUGCUCCCAAUUCCUCUCUGGAGACUCUCGUUGCCAAUUUUCAACAACAUGGCCUCGAUGUGUCAGAUUUGGUUGCUUUAUCGGGUAGCCAUACAAUAGGAAAGGCAAGGUGCUUAAGCUUCAGGCAAAGGGCGCAUGAUGUGAGCACCCAAGAUCAUGAUCCUUACAAGAGAUACACAAGCUUCCGAAGAAUCCUACGGUCCAUAUGCCCAAAAUCAGGAAAGGACAACAAGUCUGCACCGCUUGAUUUCACUACCCCAGCAAGGUUUGACAACCACUACUACCUUAACAUUCUCCAGGGAGAAGGUUUGUUGGGAUCUGAUGAUGUUCUGGUGACCCAAGAUCAUGGGGGGGAGAUAAAAGCCCAGGUGUGGGCUUAUGCCUCUAAUCAACACCUUUUCUUUGCUGGAUUUGCCAAAUCUAUGGUCAAGAUGGGUAACAUCAAUGUACUCACUGGAAAUGAUGGAGAAAUCAGGAGGAAUUGUAGGUUUCUCAAUUCCUAGCUCUCCAAAAUUACUACUUAUUAGUUGUAUUAACCUACGUUUUUGUACUAAAUUUGCAAUCGGAAUAAUUUGAUUUGCCUCCUAUUUCUUACAUAGGAUCAAGGGUUGUCCAUAA
Alnus glutinosa is the source of this 1200-nucleotide messenger RNA. RefSeq names its product peroxidase 20. Bases 87 to 1085 code for a protein of 332 amino acids. The record is from RefSeq and is a predicted model, not a curated record. Gene Ontology annotation, molecular function: heme binding; peroxidase activity. The transcript has 4 exons. NCBI's taxonomy places the organism in Eukaryota, Viridiplantae, Streptophyta, Magnoliopsida, Fagales, Betulaceae. Gene Ontology annotation, biological process: hydrogen peroxide catabolic process; response to oxidative stress.